This is a messenger RNA of Paramecium primaurelia, 1995 nucleotides long. NCBI's taxonomy places the organism in Eukaryota, Ciliophora, Oligohymenophorea, Peniculida, Parameciidae. The record is from the annotation of a GenBank genome assembly.
AUGUUUCUUUAAUGUAAAGAACAUGAAGAGAGAAUCACAUAGAUAGAAUCUGCAAAAAAUGCAAAAUAAGGUUCAAGAGCUAAAUGUGAAAAAUGUACUAUGAGUGGAACUGUUGUUCAUGUCCAAAUUUUCGAAAAACACCUAAAUGAAAAAGCAUUGAUAGCUGAAUAGAUGAAAAAAGAUAAUCUGGAUGAAUUUGAGACAUUCUCAAACCCUUUAGAAAAAUUGAUUAGAAAUUAUAAAUAAGAGUUUAAUUCUACUAUACAACUUAUCAUUUAAGAGGUUCAAAAUAUAAAGCAAAAGAUCAGUGACAAUUUCUCAAUUAAGGAAAAUUCUUUAGAAUCUUAAUCAAUUUUGGAAUUUGAACAAAUAUGUCAUAAAGUCUAUUCUGAUUCUUUUGAAAAAUUUCAUCUCAAAAUGGAAUAUUCCAAACUAAUCGAAGUACAUUAGAAUCUCAUCAAAAUGUAAGAUUAUUAUUCUUAGAAGAUUAAAAAAUGUUUUAAGCAACUUCAAAAUGAUAUGAUUAAUUAUGAACUAUAAUAUACAUUUAAUGUUCCAAGACAUAAGGUUUGUACAGCUAUGUGUACAGGUUAAGAUAGUGAUUGUUAAUUUGUUGCCUUAGCUUUAGGAAAUAUAAUGAAGACAUAUGAAUUUUGUCUUGAAAAAUAAAAAGCAGUAGAAAAAUAAAGUUUUAAAGAUUUUAAUCAUAAUAUUGGGAGUGUUGUUAUUAGUGAAGAUUAAACAUAUUUAAUAGCAGGAGGCACAUAUGAUAAUAAAAUGAUCAUUUAUAAAGAAAAAUGUGAAACAAAAAAGAUGUAUGAAAAAAAACAAUAACUUUUUUCCUAAGAACCUAUAUUUAGUAUUAUCUUUACUCCAAAUAAUGAAGACUUAAUAUCAGCUUCAGGUAAUGAUAUAUUUUGUAUAACAAAUUAGAAUCUUUAAACAAUAUUAUAUUAGAAAUAAUAAUAAUAAUAAUAAUAAUAAUAAUAAUAAUAAUAAGAUGAGUAAAUUGUAUAAAAAGAAUAUAUCGAAUAAUAUAAAUUAGAUACCUCUCAUUAGAAUACAGUUUAUUAAUUGAGUUAUUAAUUAAAUAAGAGUAAAUAACAACUCAUGUCAUGUAGUUAUGAUAAAUAAAUUUUUAUAUGGUAAAAAUAAAAUGAUGAAUGGUGUCAAAUUCAUAAAAUAAGAAUAAAAAAUUCUGUAUAUAGAUGUUGUUUUGUUGAUAUAGACUAAAUUGUUGUAUAAGAAAAUUCAAGUAGAGAUUUAACUUUUUACAAUAAUGUGUCUAAUAAAACUCUAUGUACAAAAGAUAUUACAUAAUAAUGUAAAUUUAAUGAUUUAAAUACUGAUUUAUCACAUAAUUUUCCUAUGAUUUAUCUUGAACAUAAAAAAUUAUUAAUUGUCAAACAUAAUUCAAAAAUAGUAUUUUUUAGAAAAAGAAAAAAUAAUCUCUUUUAUAAAGAAGAUGAAAAAGAUGGAGAAAUGGGAACUGUAACUAAUGAUGGUAAGAUCUUCUUAAAAUGGGAUAAAAUAAAUUCAAAUGUUGAGAUUUAUGAAUAAACUAUAAAAUAUUAAACACCAAAAGAAGAAUUUGAUUAAACAUUUUUUGGUAGUCAAUCCAAAAUCUUUCAAGAUUCUAAUCUUCAGAGUAUAAAAGAUCAGAAAUCUGAAUCUAUUGGAAAUACAAAUUUAAUAGAAGGGAAUUAAUAAAAAGAAAUUAAAGAUUAAAAGCCCUUGUAAAAUAAUGAUAUUUUAUCAGAGUUAAGGUAGGGGAAUGAAUAUAAUGGUAAAAAUAAAAAUGAUUAGAAACAAGAAUAAUCUAUCAAUACAUCUGGUGCAGAUUAUUAGAAACAAGUAUAAUCUAUAAAUACAUCUGGUGCAGAUUAUUAGAAACAAGAAUAAUCUAUCAAUAAAUCUGAUACAUUUGAUUAGAAGCCAAAUUUAUAAUUAGAUAAAACUGAUUCUCCACCUCAUUUAGUAGAAUUUCAAGAUUGA